This is a messenger RNA of Hyaloscypha bicolor E, 1191 nucleotides long. RefSeq lists its product as uncharacterized. Lineage: Eukaryota; Fungi; Ascomycota; Leotiomycetes; Helotiales; Hyaloscyphaceae. Bases 1 to 1191 code for a protein of 396 amino acids. Gene Ontology annotation, cellular component: nucleus. The transcript is spliced from 3 exons. The record is from RefSeq and is a predicted model, not a curated record. Gene Ontology annotation, molecular function: DNA-binding transcription activator activity, RNA polymerase II-specific; RNA polymerase II transcription regulatory region sequence-specific DNA binding. Gene Ontology annotation, biological process: regulation of transcription by RNA polymerase II.
AUGUCUCACCAUCAGAAUCUCCAACACAGCGGCUUCGUGCCCUAUCCUUCACAUCAUCCAGUGUAUCCCGACAGCAUAGACUCAGACUCCCAUGACAGCCUCUCGACAAAAGUAGGCCCAUUCGGGGACGAGAAUACUGCCACAGACGAGCACUUCUUCGUUGGGGAUCCGGACCUGGAGCAGUUGGACCCUUGGAGGGGGAAUGUGCCCAGUCCCAUGCCACGAAUCGCGGAUGCUAUCACUCAAGAUCUGCAUCUGCAGCAUCAACAGUCUCUGCACCCCAGCCUCCCAGACCCAGUGGGUUGCGGCAAGCUCGCCAGCCGAAUAUCGAGCUUCCAGAACAAGGCCAAGGAGACACUUCGCCGGGACGAAGCGCAGACCCGCAGACGCUGUAUUUCGGCAAGUGACGGCCAGCCUGCAGCAACAAGAUUGCAUACUCUGUUCUUCAGCACUGCUUCGAGCGUAGUGGCCCGCUGUGAACGGCGCAUAACGAUGUCGUUGUUAGCGGAAGCAGCACUUUCUCCCCUCUCGCCAACCAUCUACAGCCCAUGGGACGGUGACUUCGCACCUCCGGCUCCAGGCCUGGACGAAUACGCAACCAUGCAAGCACAAUCAAGAGGACAAGGACCAGGUCGAGUUCCGCCUCCCAUUGAUCCCCAACUGCAACCCCAAUCCGAAGGUCCGCCUCAAUAUCAAGAAGAGCACCCCCUUCAGCCACCAGACAUCUACUACCGCUACCCCGAAGCCUCGUCCUCCCUCCCAACCGCGCACACCCAGCCCUUCACACCAAUCUACAUACCCCACAAUCCUUCCCCCACAAUCCCGCACCACCACCACCAACAUCCAAACCAAUACGCCUCUUCCAUGACCAGCGCCUCAUCCCCCGCCCCCCUCUCAGACGCCGAAGCAGAAGCAAAACGGAUCCGCAACACGGCUGCCAGCGCCCGCUUUCGCCGGAAGAAGAAAGCGCGGGAAGCGAGCCUGGAGCGGCAGAGCCGGGAGAAGAGGGAGGCGCUUGCGAAGCUGGAGGAUCGGAUCACGGAGCUCGAGGACGAGAAUAAGUUUUUGAAAGGGCUGAUCUUGUGGAAGAGGGAGGGGCGGGAGGGGGAUGAGGGGAAAGAGGUGGAGGAGAGUAUUGUUGUUGAGUCGGAGAGGAAGCGGAGGGAGAGAAAGGAUGGUGUCGGGACAUGA